Molecule: messenger RNA, 1317 nt
Organism: Brettanomyces nanus
Lineage: Eukaryota; Fungi; Ascomycota; Pichiomycetes; Pichiales; Pichiaceae
Exons: 1
Coding region: 1-1317 (438 amino acids)
Biological process (GO): L-aspartate catabolic process; biosynthetic process
Cellular component (GO): mitochondrion
Molecular function (GO): L-aspartate:2-oxoglutarate transaminase activity; pyridoxal phosphate binding
Source: RefSeq, a predicted model, not a curated record
AUGUUCAGGUCUUCAAAAUCUGUUCGAUAUAUUCGUUUCCCGUCAACUUAUUCGUUGGCGUCCAAUCUUGUGCGAUUUCAGUCUAGAUGGGCCGGCGUUCCUCAGGCUCCAUCAGAUAAAAUAUUAGGGCUCAGUUUGUUGUACACAUUAGACGCCAAUCCUAAUAAAGUCGAUCUAGGAGUGGGAGCUUAUAGAGACGGCAAUGGAAGCCCUUGGAUUUUACCGUCAGUUCGAAUGGCUGAGAAAAUCCUUCAAGACACGGAAUCUGACAAGGAAUAUUCUCCUAUUCUUGGUUCUCCCAAAUUCAUUCAGCUUGUGCAGAAGCUUUUGUUUGCGCAUGACACGAGUGGCUUUCAGCUAUUGGCGGAUGGCCGGAUCGUCACCGCACAGGGACUUUCGGGGACGGGUUCACUAAGAGUAUUGGCCGAGUUUCUUCAUAGGUUUCACAGCAACCAUCACGUGAAAGUACCAGAUCCUACAUGGACCAACCACCUAAGUAUUAUGAAAGACUCUGGACUCACUACAUCAGCAUACAGAUAUUAUGACCAGAAAUCAAAUGCAUUGGAUUUCGAUGGUCUGCUGGAAGAUUUAAGUAGAUCGGAAGAAGGUACCAUAGUGCUAUUGCAUCUGAGCUGUCAUAAUCCGACAGGUGUGGACUCUUCGCCAGAACAAUGGGACGAAAUUAUCAAGAUGCUGAGCGAAAGGAAUCUUGUUCCAGUGGUGGACACGGCAUAUCAGGGUUUUCAAUCGGGAGAUCCAGUGAAAGAUUUGGCAACACUAUUUAAAUUUAAUGAUGCCGUAGCCAUGGGAAAAAUCCCUACUUACCUAUUAUCGCAGUCAUUUGCAAAAAAUAUGGGUCUUUAUGGUGAACGUGUGGGUACAUUAUCGGUUAUCUGCUCAGGUCCUCGAGAAUCAGAGCGAGUUCGUUCUCAAUUGGCCAAGUUAAUCCGGCCCAUGUACUCGUCGCCACCUACGCACGGCUCAAAAUUGGUGGAAACUAUUUUGGGAAAUGAAGAUAUUUACAACCAAUGGUUGAACGAUGUAAAAACUAUGUGUGAUAGGUUAGACUCAAUGAGACUAUUACUUUAUGACAAGCUAACUGUCGAAUACAAUAGUGCUCUUGAUUGGGAACAUAUAAUAACCCAGAAAGGAAUGUUUUGUUAUACUGGUUUGAAUCCUCGUCAGGUUGAAAAACUUCGGAGUACAAAGUCCGUGUAUAUGACAGCUGAUGGCAGAAUAUCCAUUGCCGGCAUUUGUCUCAAAAAUAUCGACUACUUGGCCAGAUCUAUAGAUGAGGUGACAAAGGAAACAGCAUAA